Molecule: messenger RNA, 1144 nt
Organism: Tachysurus vachellii
Lineage: Eukaryota; Metazoa; Chordata; Actinopteri; Siluriformes; Bagridae
Gene: prrx1b
Product: paired related homeobox 1b
Exons: 5
Coding region: 157-873 (238 amino acids)
Biological process (GO): regulation of DNA-templated transcription
Molecular function (GO): DNA-binding transcription factor activity, RNA polymerase II-specific; DNA binding
Source: RefSeq, a predicted model, not a curated record
CUGGAUCCGUGACCAAGUUUAAAUUCAAAUCGACCAAAACAAUAAAAUUGAAAAAUACAUAAAAAGAAGCACGUUUUGGAGACACGUUCUUCUGUGUUCCGGUCUCCUAUGCAAGGGACGGUUUUGCUCGUCCGCUGUUGUUAGCCUGUUUGCGUCAUGACUUCUAGCUAUGCGCAUGUAAUGGAAAGACGAGCCGUCGCGGUGCCCAGCAGACUGGAAAGCCCCAUCACAGCCAACGUGGACAACCUGCAGGCAAAAAAAAACUUCUCGGUGAGCCACCUGUUGGAUCUGGAAGAUACAAUGGUGGGAGCGCAGGCGGAUGAGAGCGUGGGGGAGACCAGGACCAUGCUGGAGUCUCCAGGUCUGACGAGCGGCAGCGAUACCGCGCAACCGGAGAAUGAACAGUUGAACUCGGAGGAGAAGAAGAAGCGUAAGCAGAGGCGGAACAGGACCACGUUCAACAGCAGUCAACUGCAGGCGCUGGAGCGAGUGUUUGAGAGGACGCACUACCCUGACGCCUUCGUGAGAGAGGAUCUGGCCCGCAGAGUCAAUCUCACCGAGGCCCGAGUGCAAGUAUGGUUUCAGAACCGGCGGGCGAAGUUCCGCCGUAACGAGCGGGCCAUGUUGGCCAGUAAGAACGCCUCACUCCUCAAGUCGUACUCAGGAGACAUAACAGCGGUGGAGCAGCCCAUCGUGCCUCGUCCCGCCCCGCGUCCCAAUGACUACCUAUCCUGGGGCAGCGCCAACCCUUACAGCUGGUUUCCGGGUUCGGAGGGAGGGCCAGUGCGAGUGCCACAGAAAAUGCUGCCCACAGAAACACAAUGGCAGCCUACCCACCCACUUGUGCCAACACCACUUCCACCCAGGGAAUGAACAUGGCCAACAGCAUCGCUAACCUGAGACUAAAAGCCAAGGAGUACAGCCUCAACCAGGUCCCCACUGUUAACUGAGUGGAGGAGGUGCGACAGAGUAAAGAAGGGAGGAUGAAAAUGAAGAAGAGGAAGCCUCAAAGGAGUUGGAUGACUUCAAAAAUGGGACAAAUUGGUCUGAGUUUCCUCUUUCUCCAAAACUCCAUUGGGAAUGGAACGAUCUAAUCCUCCUUCUGGAAUUAUGGCUCUUAACCUCUCCUCCUCCUCCUCCUCCU